UUCUCUUCUAACCAGCCAAGCCAAGGCGCAUCUAGCGAGCUGAGCAGCAAUGGCGGCUGCUACUUCUUCUAGGCGCCCUGCAGCUGCUCUGCUGGUCCUGGCAGCAGCCGUCGUGGCCCUGGCGGCCGAGGGGGCCAGGUACCCGCCGCUGGCGCCGGGCCUGUCGUUCGACUUCUACAAGAAGAGCUGCCCCAAGGCGGAGUCCAUCGUGCGGGAGUUCCUGGCGUCGGCGGUCCGGCAGAACGUGGGGCUCGCCGCGGCGCUGAUCCGGCUCCACUUCCACGACUGCUUCGUGCAGGGCUGCGACGCCUCCAUCCUGCUGGACGCCACGCCCACCCAGCCCAGCGAGCAGCAGUCGCCGCCCAACCUCACGCUCCGCCCCGCCGCGUUCAAGGCCGUCAACGACAUCCGCGCCCGCCUCGACCAGGCCUGCGGCCGCGUCGUCUCCUGCGCCGACAUCGUCGCGCUCGCCGCACGUGAAUCCGUCGCCCUGGGUGGCGGCCCGGCGUACAAGUUGCCACUGGGCAGGCGCGACGGGCUGGCGCCGGCAUCGAACGCCGCCGUCCUAGCGGCGCUCCCACCGCCGACGUCCAAGGUGCCGACGCUGCUGUCCUUCCUGGCGAAGAUCAACCUGGACGUGACGGACCUGGUGGCGCUGUCGGGCGGGCACACGGUGGGCAUCGCGCACUGCGGCUCCUUCGACAACCGGCUGUUCCCGACGCAGGACCCGACGCUGAACAAGUUCUUCGCGGGGCAGCUGUACCGGACCUGCCCGACCAACGCGACGGUGAACACGACGGCCAACGACGUCCGCACGCCCAACGCCUUCGACAACAAGUACUACGUGGACCUGCUCAACCGGGAGGGCCUCUUCACGUCGGACCAGGACCUGCUGACCAACGCUACCACGCGCCCCAUCGUCACGCGCUUCGCCGUCGACCAGGACGCCUUCUUCCACCAGUUCGUCUACUCCUACGUCAAGAUGGGGCAGGUCAACGUGCUCACGGGCUCCCAGGGACAGGUCCGCGCCAACUGCUCCGCGCGCAACGGCGCCGCUGCUGGUGACAGUGACCUGCCGUGGUCGUCCGUCGUCAUCGAGACCGUCGCGGACGCCGCCGGUAGCCUCGUGCUCUAGAUAAUAAGCAAAUAAGCAGUUUGAAGCUUGCUUCGCAUGCAUGUUGCAACAAAUAAGCAGCUAGUAGCGAUCGAUCGAUUGGAAAUAAAGCAGCUAGUAGCGAUCGUUAUUACAG
Zea mays is the source of this 1250-nucleotide messenger RNA. RefSeq lists its product as uncharacterized. Lineage: Eukaryota; Viridiplantae; Streptophyta; Magnoliopsida; Poales; Poaceae. Gene Ontology annotation, molecular function: peroxidase activity; heme binding. Gene Ontology annotation, biological process: response to oxidative stress; hydrogen peroxide catabolic process. The record is from RefSeq and is marked provisional.